AUGCAAAAUUCAUAAAAAUCUUUAGCAAUAGUUGGUAUGGGAAUGGCGGGUCUAGGCUGUGCCUGGAACCUCACAAAAAAUAAGACAAACAUCAACCUGAUGCUCCUCGAAAAGUCUUAGAAAGUUGGCGGAAGAGCUACUUCAAAUUCGCGUCAUGGAUAUACCUAUGAUCAUGGAGCAAACUAUUUUACUUUUGAAGGACUAUCUUAAUCUUAAAGAGUGAUAGAUAUAAUUAAAAAGCAGCUUCCUGCAGAGGAUUUAAUUUAGAUAACAAAAGAGCUUUACCUUUUUGACAAGGAUUCUAAAAUUUAUCAAACAAAAGAUACUCAACAAACAGAAAAGUUAACUUACAGAAAAGGUUUAAUCUAACUUGCAGAGCUAAUUUAGAAGGAUUAAGAUCUGAAUGUUAAGUUUGAAUAUUUUGUUGAUAAUUUAAAAUAUUGUCAAGAUACCAAAAAAUGGACAAUAACUUAUUCAGAUAAAGCAAAUAAUAGCAACAAAUAAGAUGUUAUAAGCACAGACUAUAUUUUAUUAACUCCACCAGCCCCAUAAAUUGUUGAUUUAUUUAAAAAGAGUGAGUAUCAUAAAAAAGAUGAAAUUAUGCAAAUAUUUGAGAAAUGCAAAUAUAAAAAGUAGUUAUGUCUUGUCAUUGCUUUUGAAAAAAAAAUCUAGGACAUCCCAUAUUUUGCUUUAUUAAAUGAAGAUAGGUAGCAUUCGAUAGUCUGGAUUACUGUAGAAGAUUAAAAGGAAGGACAUGUUCCAGAAAAUAAAUCACUAAUUAUAUGCCAAAUGAGUGAGUAAUUUUCUGAUGAAAACUAUGCAGCAAGCGAUGAAGUUGUUAUUUAAAAAGCAAAAGAAAGCUUAGUUAAAUUGAUGCCACAAUUAGAAUAGUAAAAAAUGUUUGAUAGUUAGAAGUUUUGUUGGGUUAAAAGGUGGAGAUAUGCUCUUCCUAAUAAUAACAAAGUUUCUGAGGAAUCUCUAUAAGAAUUUUAAUAAGAUGGUUUAUUUUUUGCAGGUGAUUUUUUGAUUGGAAGAGGAAGAGUUUUAUAAGCUUUUGAAAAAGGAUUAAUUGCAUCUGAUCAGAUUUAAGCUAAACUAUGA
Messenger RNA from Tetrahymena thermophila SB210, 1101 nucleotides. Its product is annotated as NAD/FAD-dependent oxidoreductase. Lineage: Eukaryota; Ciliophora; Oligohymenophorea; Hymenostomatida; Tetrahymenidae. The transcript has a single exon. Gene Ontology annotation, molecular function: oxidoreductase activity. The record is from RefSeq and is a predicted model, not a curated record.